Messenger RNA from Micropterus salmoides (largemouth bass), 2721 nucleotides. It is a transcript of the gene hps1, whose product is annotated as HPS1 biogenesis of lysosomal organelles complex 3 subunit 1. Gene Ontology annotation, cellular component: BLOC-3 complex. The transcript is spliced from 18 exons. Gene Ontology annotation, molecular function: guanyl-nucleotide exchange factor activity. Gene Ontology annotation, biological process: melanosome assembly; vesicle-mediated transport. The coding region runs from base 233 to 2278 and encodes 681 amino acids. The record is from RefSeq and is a predicted model, not a curated record. NCBI's taxonomy places the organism in Eukaryota, Metazoa, Chordata, Actinopteri, Centrarchiformes, Centrarchidae.
CUAAGCGGCGUCGCGAGGAAGGAAGCAUUUGGGUGGUGGUUGAGACAGCAGCAGCGAUGAAAACGCCCACAAGCUGCAAGAAUCACUGAAGAGAGUUAAAGUUUGGCGACAGCAGAGACUCUGAAGAUGUUGGGAUCAACCGGCUCAGAAAACACACACAUGAUGCAUGGGGAGUGGUUGGUGUAAAUAGAACACCGGAGUGAAGCAGGGCAGGAGUGUGUCUGUGGUCCAGAUGAAGUGCUUGCUGAUCGCCAGUGAGAGCGCAGAGGUCCUCUUCCACUGGACUGACCCAGACUUUCAGCAGAGUAUCCAGGAGCAGUAUGGGGCUUCUCAAGAAGAGGGCCAGGGGCUUCCAGCCUUCGAGGACAGCAUCAGCACCCUGUUUGCCCCCAUCAUUAUCUCUUGCAGCACCAUGGUGUACAGGCUGGGUGACAGCUACACCUCCUUCACCACAGAGAACAACCAUAUCUAUGUUCUACACCAGUUCGAUGAGUGUCUCUACAUCGCUGUGAAUGGAGAUGGUGAGGAGGAAGAGGAUGACCUGAGGAGGAAGAUCUAUGUGAUGAAGAAGAUGAUUGAGGUCCUGUUUGGCAUGGUCACCCUCAGCAGUGCCCUCCUCAGAAAAGAGCUGCGACCUCAGGACACAGAGCAAAGAGCGAGGCUGUGGAAGCAUCUGCAGAGCCUGCUGGAGACCUACAGCCACCUCCGAGAGAACGACCAGAGCUUCUUAGUGGAGGCAGUGGAGAGGCUGAUCCACCCCACACUGUGUGAGCAGUGCAUCGAGUUCCUGGAGCGCCAUUUAGUUCAGCAGCUCAACAGCAGCGUAGAGAGAGCAGGAGAGGAGGUGCUGCAUGCCUUCAUCCUGGUUCACACCAAACUGCUAGCCUUCUACUCCAGCCGCAAUGCGAGCACACUCGCCACCUCAGACCUCCUGGCCCUCAUCAUCAUGGCACAGAACAUGUAUCCUAGCAACGUAGACCUGGACGACCCAGGUCCUCAGGAUGUUGAGAAUACAUCCGGUUCUGGUCCUGAAAGUUUUUAUACCCCGGAGCCCUCCCCUACAGACAGAGAAUCAAGCAGUUCAGACAAGGCGGUGAGAGGAAGUACUCCUGUAUUUGAGUUUUUGGACCCCGACAUCCAGAUGGCAGAGGACAGCUUGCAGACUCUGGAAGUUCCUCCACCUGACCCUUCAACCCCUCGCAGGGUCUUUUUAGAGGUCUCGCUCAAAGAGGGGCUGUAUCCCAUGAUGCCUCACUCCAUGUACUGUCUGCCACUGUGGCCUGGCAUGACACUAGUGCUGCUAACUAAGAUUCCCACCAGUGCAGUGGCCAUGUCAGUGUAUAGGUUUUUGGAGGCCUUUGCCAAGCUGGAGAAACGUUUAUGUGAAGGCCAAGAAGGUUCUGCUGCUAUUAGAGGCCAGCCAACUAUACAUGACGUUCGCAGCAAAUUGGAUAAGUUCAUUAAAGCCCUGGGGCCUAGUGAGAUACAGUCUGCACAGCUACAAAAUGUCUGGACAGAAUUCAAGAGCCGAGCCUUCGCCAGAGGGGGACCUGGGUUCAGCAAAGAGCUCAUCCCAUGGUGUAAGAAUUUGAAGACCCAGCUGUGUGGAAUAUACCGACAGUGUUUUCUUAUUGACUGUGGACCAGCCGACAUUCCUCGACAUCUCUCCCCCGGUCUGCAGGAACGAGCCCAGACCAUGGUGCAAGAGAAACUGAUGGACUGGAAGGACUUCCUGUUGGUGAAAAGCAAGAGGAAUAAUACCAUGGUGUCAUACCUGGAGGAUUUCCCGGGCCUCAUCCAUUUUAUCUGCGUGGACCGAUCCACCGGCCAAAUGAUUGCGCCGUCGCUCAACAUCACAGAACGCACCACGUCUGAGCUGGGGAAAGGACCAGUGGCUCAUUUCAUCAAAAGCAAGGUGUGGAGCCUGGUCAGCACAACACGGCGCUAUCUCCAGAAAGGUUACUCCACUGUCACAUUGCGCGAUGGAGACUUCUACUUCUGCUAUUUCCUCUGGUUUGAAAAUGAAACGGGCUAUAAGUUAGAGGCAGGGGACAUACCCAUCCUACCUGAUGACUCUGCCCCCAUUGGGAUGCUUGCAUGGGACUACUACAGCAGGAAGCUGCUGCGGUACUACAGUAAGAACCACCAGGGUGAGGUAGUGAAGUGCUACGAGCUGCUGACUGUUCACCUGGGGGUCAUCCCCACCGAGACCAUCCUCCAGCACUGCAGGCAGCUGGCAAGCAAACUGUGGGAGCCUUCACGCAAUCCUCUGCUGUAGAUGCACCCACACACUUGAACUGAGUCACAGUCGCCAACAUACACGUACAUUUGUUGUAUUGCCAAGAACCGGCGGGGCGGGGGGGGCAAAACAGCAUUUUCUUGCUUUCUAUGGAUAUAUAUCUUGUCCAAUGCCUGUGUUUCAUGCUCCCAUAAUGUUAAGUGUGUAUAAGAAUAUGAAUACUAAAUUGACCUUAAGUUAUUUAUUAGAAGCACUUAGCUUUUAUUGACACUCACUCCUAAAUUUUUGCAGAUUGUAAUUUAUAUUUUUGAAUACUCAUUUAUGAACGGUUUCCUAUUUAUUAGUAAGAAUAUAUAUAUGGUUAUAUGGUAUGUUUUUUCCUUUUAGAAAUUUGCUGUUGAUCGAUUUUUAUAAACACAUACUGUUUUGCUAUUACUGAUAUAGAUUUUUUUUUUAGAAGCAAUAAAUAUCAGAAGUCUUCA